Danio rerio (zebrafish) is the source of this 3262-nucleotide messenger RNA. The record is from RefSeq and is a predicted model, not a curated record. NCBI's taxonomy places the organism in Eukaryota, Metazoa, Chordata, Actinopteri, Cypriniformes, Danionidae.
CCGGCUUUUACAUCCUAUUUCAUGUAAUUUCGUGCAGGUUUGAUUAACAAGUAUUAAUUAAAUUAUUAUUUUUGUGUCGUAGUUCAUGACACGUAGAAAUCAGCGUGUACGUUUUGUUUCGGAGUCCUUUUAGAUGUUUUUAGACACAACCGGAAGUGAUUUUGUUGUCGUUGUGAGUGACGCGUCAAAACGCGCGAGCUGCAGGACGAGCAGGUGAUCAGUUACUAUGGCAGCUCCCGGUGCAUUAACGGUGAACUAUACCAGAAUACAGACAUUAAUGUCAUGUUUUACAUAUUGUCGACGACCAAAGCGAUGGAUUAACCUGAAAACGGUCAACCGGAGAAGCUCUUUUUGUCAGUCACUGAAAAGACAUGUUGCCACUGUGGUCUCAGGGGCAGAACUUGCUCGUCAAAUUCAUAAAGAAGUCCAGAGUGAUAUAGCAAAGUUAGUGGCUGAAGGCAACAGAAGACCCCAUUUGAGUGUCAUCCUGGUGGGAGAUGAUCACGCCAGUCACACUUACGUGAGAAACAAAACCAGAACGGCUUCACUGCUGGGCAUGUCAAGCAGCACAAUCUUCAGGCCGUCAUCUGUAUCUCAGGAGGAGAUGCUGGAGCUGAUUGAUAAAUUCAACAGAGACAGAAACAUUAGUGGCUUGCUGGUCCAACUUCCUCUUCCAGAGCACAUCAAUGAGAGAGCCAUAUGCAAUGCUGUCGCCCCAGAAAAGGACGUCGAUGGAUUCCACAUUGUAAACAUCGGGAAACUCUGCUUGGACCAGAGGUGUAUGAUACCAGCUACAGCUGCGGCAGUGUGGGAAAUCAUCAGAAGAACAGGACUUGAAACUGUUGGAAAAAAUGUGCUCGUUGUUGGACGCUCCAAGAAUGUUGGGAUGCCUAUUGCAAUGCUGCUGCAUUCAGAUAGAAAGCAUGAACGAUCUGGAGGUGAUGCCACUGUUAUAAUGGCUCAUAGAUGCACUCCUUUACCACGGCUGAAAGAACUCGCCAGGCUGGCUGAUAUCGUGAUUGCAGCUGCAGGUGUGCCUCACUUAAUAACGGCAGAUAUGGUAAAAGAAGGAGCUGCAGUUAUUGAUGUCGGCAUAAACCGCAUGCAGGAUCCAGUCACUGGUAAAUCUCGUCUUGUCGGAGAUGUGGAUUUUGAAGCUGUGAAGGAGAAAGCUGGAUUCAUCACUCCCGUGCCUGGAGGAGUCGGACCAAUGACCAUCGCCAUGGUAAUGAAAAACACAGUCACUGCUGCCAAAAAUGCCCCAACAUACUGAAGCACAAAACCUGCUAUUAAACUGGAAAAGAUGCAAGCACUUGACGAAGUCUGGAUACUUUAAUUGGGAUUAUUUGUUCGUUUCCUGAUUAUAAAUGCAAGCCUCUGCAAGCUUCCCCUACAACUUCCUUUCCCUGCCCAUCAGCAAGCUGUAACAGGCUCUCUACCUUUUGUUGGCAUGGCCACCAUGCACAUCCAUGACAGGAAUUACACCCUAAUUCUUUCCUAACUUUUUCUUACUAGUUCUCUCCUUAAAAAUUAGAUUGAUUCUAAGAAGUUGCUGCAUAUUGAACAGUGUUAGGUUAAGAAAAUAAGGUGGGUCUUGCUGUAUAAGGGUAGUGUUUCCUUCCUUACAAUGCCUCAUUGAAGUCGGAAGUCUUGCAUCAUUUUUUACUGGAGAGUUUCGGUGGGACUUGACAGGUGGCUUCAUGGCAGAGUAAUAGCUGGUUCUCAGGUGUCUGACAAAAGAAUCUGUGGACACUAAUGCAAAAUAUUAAAGGACAUUAUGCUUUUCUCAGGAAUUAUUUUGAUCCUCUGGUGCUGCUCAUAUGUUAUUUUUUUUAAUUGAAUAUUGUUAUUAUUAUUUCAUUUAAAUGAAUGUACUGUAAUUUUAUUCAGCUAUGUUUUUUGUAUGUGUAUUUAAAUUAUAGUUAUGUCAUAUUUUUCAACUAUAAAUCUGAUAUGAAAAGGGUGUUUUCAGAAUCUGCCUAACAUCGAAACUGCAAGAGAAUCAAAAGAAAAGAAAAAUGUUAAAGGGGUAGUUCACCCACCCACUCACUCAGAAAAAAAUAUUACUCACUAUUUAUUCACCCUCAAGUUGUUCCAAAGCUUUAUAAGUUUAUAAGUUUCUUUAUUCUAUUGAACAUUCAAACCUGAAAACCUGUUACCAUUGACCUCAAUACGAAACCAAUACGAUGGAAGUCAAUGGUUCCCAGCUUUCUUGUAUUCAAAAGAAGAGAGGAAGUCAAACAGGUUUGGAACAAUUGAAGGGUGAGAAAAUAAUGACUUUUAAUGUUGGUUGAAUUAUCCCCUUGUUUCAAAUAGACUUUCAGCAAGAUUUUUUUUUGUGUAGUGCUAAACAUUUCCAUGUGUUAAAAUUAUUUUUACGUUUUAAGUUCUCGCCAAGGAUUGUUUAGGCGAGUGCCGAAAAUUUUACCAAGCUGCUUUUCCACUAUCGUGCCAUGUGAGGAACAAUUAGGUAUGGCUCCAGUUGUUUCCUUGUGAGCCUUGAACGGUGUGGCACAAUUACAAACCGCUCUCGGCUCGGAAUUCUAGGCAUGGUAAGACAACUGUGCUGAAACACGCUUGGCUGGUAGAGCGCAUGAUGUCGCCACUCUUUUGCCCGACUGCCUGUUUCUCCCUACCGCACUAUUUAUUUAUUUGUUUGUGUGUUUGGUAUUGGUAUUAAAUGAAGUAAAUAUCAGAAGACAGAAGUCUUUAACACUGAAAUAUUCGAUCAUCAUCCAUAUCAUUUGUUUACAUUACACAAGGCAACAUCCGACGCAUUUGUAUUACAUUCCAUAGAGUUCCAUUAUCUGCACGAGAGUGUAAGUGUAAGUGCUUCUGCGUUGACUGAGCCAAUUUGACAUGAAAUGGAAAGGUUAAGCUAACAGAUCUCUUCGGCCCAAUAGUGGAAAAGCAAAACAAAAAUGUUACAUUUUUGCACCAGAGUUUUAAAAGUUUAAAUUCUUUACAACAAAAUGGCAAAAAACACAACAAUGCUGCUGUAUUUAAUAUUUAUUUACUAUUUAUUUUAUUUAUUAUUUUAUCUACUAUGUAACCACAUCAAUGCUUAUUAUGCAGAUAUGUGUAUAUACACACUAACUGUUUUUUGUGUAUAUGUGUAUGUAUAGUUAUUUUUAUUGCCUCGAAGCACAAAGUUUUGUUUAUCUGUGUGAUUUAUGGUCUUCAUCAAACACUUUUAUUUGCAUUUUUGGGUCCUUUAUAUCCAAACUUCCAAUAAUUACAAUAAAAAACAUUAAGGUUAAAA